Messenger RNA from Prinia subflava (tawny-flanked prinia), 2297 nucleotides. Its product is annotated as cytochrome P450 1A4-like. Bases 27 to 1607 code for a protein of 526 amino acids. The record is from RefSeq and is a predicted model, not a curated record. Gene Ontology annotation, molecular function: iron ion binding; steroid 17-alpha-monooxygenase activity; oxidoreductase activity, acting on paired donors, with incorporation or reduction of molecular oxygen, reduced flavin or flavoprotein as one donor, and incorporation of one atom of oxygen. The transcript is spliced from 6 exons. Lineage: Eukaryota; Metazoa; Chordata; Aves; Passeriformes; Cisticolidae. Gene Ontology annotation, biological process: progesterone metabolic process; hormone biosynthetic process.
GCUCAGGGCCGCUGCUUGGCGCGGCGAUGCUGAAGGCUGCGAUGUGGCCGGCGGGCAGCCCCGGCGCGGCGUGGGCCAGCGAGGCGCUGCUGGUGGCCGCGGCGCUGUGCGCGGCGCUGGCGCUGCUGCGGCGGCUGCGGCGGGCCGUGCCCGCGGGGCUGCGGCGGCCGCCGGGCCCGCGGGGCCUGCCCGUGCUGGGGAACGUGCUGGAGCUGCGCAGGGACACGCACCUGGCGCUGGCGCGGCUGAGCCGGCGCUACGGGGACGUGAUGGAGGUGCGCAUCGGCUCGCGGCCCGUGCUGGUGCUCAGCGGGCUGGACACCAUCCGGCAAGCCCUGGUCAGGCAAGGAGAAGACUUCAUGGGGCGCCCCGACCUCUACAGCUUCCACUACAUCUCCAACGGGCAGAGCCUGGCGUUCAGCCCCGACUCCGGGGAGGUGUGGAAGGCGCGCAGGAAGCUGGCGCAGAGCGCCCUGAAGAGCUUCUCGGCGGCGCCCAGCCCCACGUCGUCCUGCGGCUGCCUGCUGGAGGAGCACGUCUCCAAGGAGGCCGAGUACCUGGUCACCAAGUUCCUGCGGCUGAUGGAGGAGGAGAAGAGGUUUGACCUCAGCCAGUACGUGGUGGUGUCGGUGGCCAAUGUCAUCUGUGCCAUGUGCUUCGGCAAGCGCUACAAGCACGAGGACCAGGAGCUGCUCAGCCUGGUGAACAUGAGCAACGAAUUUGGGGAGGUGGCCGGGGGAGGCCACCCCGCCGACUUCAUCCCCGUGCUCCGGUACCUGCCCAGCCGCACCAUGGAGCUCUUCAAGGACAUCAACAGGCGCUUCAACGCCUUUGUGCAGAAAAUCGUGCAGGAGCACUACAGCACCUUCGAUAAGGAGCACAUCAGGGACAUCACGGACUCGCUGAUCGGGCACUGCCAGGAGAAGAGCGCCGGGGAGGACGCCCACGUCCAGCUCUCUGACGAGAAGAUCAUCCACAUCGUCAACGACCUCUUCGGGGCAGGCUUUGACACUGUGGCAACUGCCCUGUCCUGGAGCCUCAUGUACGCUGCCUUGUACCCCGACAUCCAGAGGAAGAUCCAGGAGGAGCUCGACCGGACCAUCGGGCGGGAGCGGCGGCCGCGGCUGUCGGACCGGGGCACGCUGCCCUACACGGAAGCCUUUAUCCUGGAGGUGUUCAGGCACUCCUCCUUCAUGCCCUUCACCAUCCCACACAGCACGACAAAAGCCACGGUGCUCAACGGCUACUACAUCCCCAAGGACACCUGCGUGUUCAUCAACCAGUGGCAAGUGAACCACGAUGAGACCCUUUGGGAGGAGCCCUCAGCCUUCAGGCCGGAGCGGUUCCUGAGCCCCACGGGGGAGCUGAGCCGCGCCGAGAGCGAGAAGGUGCUGGCCUUCGGGCUGGGCCGGCGGCGCUGCCUCGGGGAGGCCAUCGGCCGCUGGGAGAUCUUCCUCUUCCUCACCACGCUGCUGCAGCAGCUGCGCUUCAGCCUGCGGCCGGGGGAGCCGGUGGACGUGACCCCGCAGUACGGGCUGACCAUGAAGUACAAGAAGUGCGAGGCGUUCCGGAUCGAGCAGCGCGCUCCCGCCGACAGCUCCCCGUGAGCCGGGGCAGGCAGCCCCGAGCCGGACACUCGUUUGUGCCGAGGCACAGCCCUGGCAGUGCUGCUUAGCUGGUUCCCCUCCUGGGAACGGCGGCUGGGCUCUGUGGGACUCUUCCCAGCCCCUGGAGCCGGCUCCAUCACCCCUUCCCGCGGGGAUGGUCCCCAGGGUCUCCUGGGGAGAUCCAGCCUGCGGUGGGGAGGGGAUGCGGUGGGGUGUCCAAAUGUAAAUGAUGCUCUCCGAGGAGCCUGCCCGCGGGCUGAAAUCCUCUUUCCCGGCUCCCUGUGCCGCUGGGAACGGCGGCUUCCCGCUGCUUCAGGAGAGCUCUGCGGGCUGCAGCAGCGCCCGCCCAGAGGGGACCCACCCUGGUGCACCCACACACCCCAAUUCCCUGAAUGUAAACUCAUGGAGUGAAUUCCUGAUUGUUUCUAAUGAUUGUAAAAAAAAAAAAAACCAACCCAAAGCCAUCAUCCACCAGCAGUGCCUCUCCCAAAGUGAGAUUUUAAAUCAAUCCCUGCCAUGGAGCCUCCUGGAAAAUCUCAAAAGAUUGGGAAAGAAGGACAGGGAGCUGUAAGACACUCCCGGCUUUCAGACUAACUCUGUAAUUGCUGCCUUUUUAAAUAUCAGGGUUUGUUUUUUCUUUAUCAAGCAAUAGAUUUCUAUAUGCAGGUUAAGGAGCAAGGGUUUCAGGUU